AAAUAAAUCAAUUGUAGCCGCUAAUUUAUGGGGAACUUGUUCAAGCUCCGCUUCCAGUCCCAGUAAUGGAGACCAGAAGCCAUAGAUUUUUCACUUGAAAGCAACAAAAUCAUGGCCUCCAAUUUCAUUACUGCGUUUCAUUGCCCGAAUCCACAUCCUUCUUCUUCUUCUUCUUAUUCAAAUCUGCAGCAGAAUACAUCGCUCAUUUUGAAGUUCCAUUCUCGUUGUUCAUCUUCUUCGAGAAAAUUCGCUGUUUCAGAGGGCGCUGAGGGUAGAGUUCAAGAUGAAGAGCUUCUCAUUUCGUCUUCUUCUGGAGCAUCUUCUUCUGCACGCACACAGCUUGAUCUCUUGGAGCAACUCUCUUCCGGUAGCCAAUUAGUUGAUGGUUAUGAGAGUGAUGGCAAUUACCAGAGAACUACAAUCCGUGAUCAGCUUGCACAAUUGUUCAGAGACAGAGACGACGAUUUUAGCAUUCCGUUGGGUAAGAACUUGAAGAAGGUUAGUGCCAAGUUUUUGACAAUUUCACAGAAGAGGAACAUCAAAAGACAAGAAUACUUGAAUGAAGUAUCACAAAGGAAUGAUUCAGUUUUCUUUGCUACAGUUGGAGCAUUUGUAAUUCUGCCACCUAUUGUAAUAUUAGGUAUUGCUAUACUGACUGGUUAUGUGCAACUUUUUCCGUGAUAUGCUGUUUAUACAAACAUCAUAUAUAUAUAUAGAAGUGGUAAUAUCUUGAUAUCCUUAA
This is a messenger RNA of Cucurbita pepo subsp. pepo (vegetable marrow), 742 nucleotides long. Its product is annotated as myosin-G heavy chain-like protein. The record is from RefSeq and is a predicted model, not a curated record. Gene Ontology annotation, cellular component: chloroplast. NCBI's taxonomy places the organism in Eukaryota, Viridiplantae, Streptophyta, Magnoliopsida, Cucurbitales, Cucurbitaceae.